AGCAGGGACUCACACACAGCAGAUAACAACAGAUAAGUGGGAGCAUCUUAAUUUCAGGUGAUUCCAGCUGCAGAAGUGACUACAUGUGCUCCAACUUCUCCACACUCAGGGUUUUUUACUUGCAUGCUGCACAGUGAGAGUGUGAGUGUGUGUGUGUGUGUGAGAGAGAGACAUAAAAUUUACAGUGUUGCCUGCACACUAGGCAUUUUUGUGAGGCUCCUCGUGUGACUAACACCCCCUCCAUCAUCAUCAUCAUCAUCAUCACACCGCGCGUCUUCCUUCUUGGCGCUCUGAGGUGAUCAUCAGCCGCAGCAAACUGUGACAUCCAUCCUCAGAGUGUGCUCAGGCUGGCCGGCUGCUGCACAGGCACCAUGGAGCAGAAAUCACCCAAGGAUGAGGGCAACACCUCCAAGGGACAGGAGUCCUACCAGCGGAGGAUGUGGAAGAAUUUCCAGGAGAGAACCAAGCCGUGGCUCAGUCCUAAACUGGGGUCGGAGCGUCGCGGCACCGGGGGCGCGGAGGGCAGCAAGAAGGAGUCGGGACUGUGGAUGUUUAAAAGGAAAAAGAAACAGUUGGAUCGAGUGUUCUCGUCGUCGCAGCCCAAUCUCUCCACGCCGGCCCGCUUCGACGGGAGCAAGAAGUCCAGUGGAGGCGAUGCGGUCCCCGGCACCAGCGCGGACGGACGGCCGCUGCUCCAUCCGCUCGGCGCAGCCUCUGGAGCCACGGGGAGCAAGCCCGAGCUGACGGCGCACGGAAGCCCCAAACUGUCCCAGCUCAUCACGUACCAGCACAAGAGCUCCUCUCUGGGCUCGGCGUGCUUCGAGAAGCUGGUGGUGGUGGACGCGGCCGCGGUGAGGGGUGAGGAUGAGGAGGAGCUGCGUAAAAACACGAGUGAUUCUGGCAUCAGCAUAGUGGGUCCCAGUAAUGCAGAUCCCCCUCCUCGUCCUCCAAGUCCAGCCAUGUACCAGCUGGACAUCGUCCUAAAGAAAGGGAACAACCUGGCCAUCCGAGAUCGGACAGGCACCAGUGACCCUUAUGUGAAGUUUAAGAUCGCAGGGAAGGAGGUGUUUAGAAGUAAGACCAUCCACAAGAACCUGAACCCGGUGUGGGACGAGCGAGUCACCCUACACGUGGAGACCCUGAAGGACCCUCUCUAUGUGAAGGUUUUUGACUAUGACUUUGGACUUCAGGAUGAUUUCAUGGGCUCUGCGUAUCUCUACCUGGAAUCACUGGAACAUCACAGGACACUGGACGUGACGCUGGACCUGAAGGACCCGCAGUAUCCUGAACACAACUUGGGCACCCUGGACCUAGGUGUGACCCUGUCACCGAAGGAGGGAGACUUCAGGGAUGCUACCAUGCUUUUGAGAAGGAACUGGAAGCGAUCUAGUAAGUAUCAGAGUAUGCGUCUGUCAGAUGUGCACAGAAAAGCCCAGCUGUGGCGAGGCAUAGUCAGCAUCAGUCUGAUCGAAGGUCGCGGCCUGCAGCCCAUGGACGCCAACGGCCUCAGUGACCCUUACGUCAAAUUCAGGAUGGGGCACCAGAAGUACAAAAGCAAGACAAUGCCCAAAACACUGAACCCACAGUGGAGGGAGCAGUUUGAUUUCCAUCUCUAUGAAGAGCAGGGAGGCUUCGUGGACAUCACAGUCUGGGACAAAGACGCGGGCAAGAAGGAUGACUUCAUGGGAAGGUGCACCAUCGACCUGUCGCUCCUCAGUAAAGAACACACUCACAAGCUGGACAUGCCGUUGGAGGAAUCGGAGGGCGUACUGGUGCUGCUGGUUACGCUCACCGCGUCUGCCGCUGUCUCCAUCUCGGACCUGUCCAUCAACAUAUUGGACGACCCUCACGAGAGACACCAGAUCAUGCAGAGAUAUAGCCUGUGGAGGUCGUUCCACAACCUGAAAGACGUCGGUGUGGUGCAGGUAAAGGUCAUCAAGGCUGAGGGACUGAUGGCAGCGGAUGUCACAGGAAAGAGCGACCCGUUCUGUGUGGUGGAGCUGAGUAACGAUCGGCUGCAAACGCACACUGUCUACAAAAACCUCAACCCAGAAUGGAACAAGGUCUUCACUUUUAACGUGAAGGACAUCCACUCGGUUCUCGAGGUCACUGUUUACGACGAGGACCGAGACAGAAGUGCAGAUUUCCUGGGAAAAGUGGCUAUUCCUCUACUAAACAUCCAAAAUGGAGAACGCAAAGCCUACGCCUUGAAAAGCAAGGAGCUGACAGGGCCAACAAAGGGGGUCAUCUUUCUCGAAAUAGACGUGAUUUUUAACGCUGUGAAGGCCGGUCUCAGGACGCUGAAUCCCGUCGAGCAGAAGUACAUCGAGGAGGAGCCCAAGGUGUCCAAACAGCUGCUGUUGCGUAACUUUAACAGAGUCCGGCGCUGCAUCAUGUUCCUCAUCAACACUGGCUGCUACAUCAACAGCUGCUUCGAAUGGGACUCUCCACAGAGGAGCAUCUGUGCUUUUGUGCUCUUUGUCAUCUUCGUGUGGAACUUCGAACUCUAUAUGAUCCCCCUGGCUCUGCUGCUGCCUUUGGUCUGGAACUACAUCCUCAUCGCGUCGGGGAAGGACACGCGGCAAGACGUGCAAGCGGUGGAGGACCUGCUGGAGGACGAGGAUGAGGAUUUUGACAAAGAUGACAAGGACCGUAAACCAGGCCCGUGGGAGGACAGCUGUGAUAAAAACCAUAUCCUCGAGGAUAUGUUGGCUUCCUGGCACUUUGAGUGGAUACGGACCAUGGUGGACUCGGAGAGAAAGGGCUUCAUGAACAAGCUUUACGCCAUUCAGGACGUGUGCAUCAGCGUGCAGAAUGCACUGGAUGAAGUGGCCUCCUAUGGCGAGAGGAUAAAGAACACAUUUAACUGGACUGUGCCUUUCUUAAGUUGGCUGGCCAUCGUGGCUCUCGGAGUGGCCACCAUCGCCAUCUACUUCAUCCCGCUGCGAUACAUUGUGUUGGCCUGGGGCGUGAAUAAAUUCACCAAGAAGCUGCGAGACCCUUACACCAUAGACAACAACGAGCUGCUAGACUUUCUGUCCAGAGUCCCGUCAGAUGUACAAGUGGUGCAGUACCAAGAGCUGAAACUGGAUCCCAGUCCCAGUCCAAAUAAAAGGAAGAAAAACAACCCCGGGUAGAUGACUUUGUCCGCCCACCGACUCCUCUCUUCUCCACUUUUCUUCUCUCCGUCUAUUACUGGACAACCGAGGAGCAGAGGAAGGCGGCGGCUCUGGACCAGCUCCACGCAACUGUCCUUCCUUUUGUUAUUUCCUGUUUUCCUCCACUUCACCCUGUCUGUAAUAACUCCCGGUGUACAGUCGAGUUUCCUGCUGUGUAACUUUUGUACAAGAACGCGGCGGCGCAGUCGCCUGAGUUACGAUCGCCCGCGAUGCUUUUGAUUGAUUUUUAAAGGCGAGCGGGAGCGAUGGCCGUAGUGACCUUUUUAUCCCCUCGUUUCCUCUCUCCAUCACUCUGACAGCUCGGUGAACUCUUUGUCUGUUCAAGUGUCACACGAUGAGUUUGAACAUGUGUACUCGCCGUGCCCAAAGACACGUCCAUGUCCAUCCAAGUACAAGCCUUAUUACUAGUAUGUCACAUGAUUACCCCACAAACAACCUCCUCAGACUGAAGUUAUCAAAUGAUUUUGGUACCGUGUUUAUAUUUUGUAAUUGUUUUUUGUAUUGAAGUAUCGUUUGUUUUCCCCCCCUCUUGGAUGUAGUAAUGAUGUUAUGUUCACUGGCAGUAAUUUGGAUGGCCCACACUUAACUCAGCCUGCCAAGUUGAUUAGCAAUUAUGGUGGUAGCCUCCAGAUACGUCCUUUUAAUCAAACAAACAAACAAACAAACACUGGACCGACAAGCUGACGACUCGUGCUGGUAUCUCACUGCGUUUAAACAAUAGCCAGAUUAUCUUUUGGUUUGUUUUUUUAAAUAAAUGGGCAAUCUGUGAUUUUUUUUUUUUUUUAAUGACAUCUGUGCAUUGUGUUGCCGAGAUCCAAAUGUACAGAAGUAAGCAUUUAAGCAGCCAAACCUGACUGUUAGAGAGUCACUGUAUCUCCCUGUUUGCCUUUAGUCCAGCAGGAGAGGAUGAAGAAGUAGCUCCUGUGAGUCUGUUGGGUCUGCGACAGUCUUCCAUUUUAUUGAAGCUGCUGCUGCUGCUGCUGCUGCAGCUGCUCGGUUUCCUCGCUGCCUCCCGGUCCUCGACCUCCUGCACCGGCACAUGCUCUCGUCUCAUUGACUGCACAUGCAAACAACCUUGCAAUGUGAACCUGCGUGGAGUGAACUCAAGUUAAGUUAGUUUAGGAAAACAGAAGUGCGUAACUUUUGAAUACAAUUGUCUGUUAUAGUCACACAUUCAUUCGUCUCUGUCAGCUCCACGCGAUUCUCUGUGUUUGUUUGUUUUUGGCUAGUUUUGAUGACGUAAAUGUGUCCCCGCCCGCCCCUGCACUGCUGGUGUACACACACAAACGCUCCCUCAGUCAGGUUUGACUGUGAUGUUUGACGGCCUCUUCUCAGAUGAAACAAAUGUUUCAUUGUUUCUGUAUAGAGGCAGGAUCAUAAUCGCCAGAAGUUACGCACUGUAGCUUUAAAGUGAAAAACAAAAAAACCAAAGCACACCAACCACUUAGAAGGUAUUUCUUAGAAUAGAUGAAUUACUGAAUCCUUAAAUGGUUCUCAAAGGAAAACAGACACUCGGCGCUGGACCCUAAACACCACAGUUGUCCUAUGAGUCGUCCUCUGUACCUAAUAAAGUGGCCGGUGAGCGUAGCGUAUCGCUCGUGAAUUCGCCAAUAACUUAACUGCUUAAUAACACGUCAGAACCAGAGUUCCAUGUUCUCAGUCUGUCAGGAGGCUGUUGCUCAGAUAAUAUAGACGUCACCCGGUCUAUGCAGAGUGUCGGCAGGCAGACAGGCCUUUAGGCAGCCGCAGCCCCUAAUCUGGUUUGAAAGGCUGGUCUACCUCCCUCUCAAGUCCCCGUGUGUGUGUGUGUGUGUGUGUGUGUGUCUGGGCAGCCACACACACACACACACCCAGAAGCAUGAACACACGCAGAUACAGCACACACUAACAUGCUGUGUGUGAUGCUCUGUGUGUGAUGCUGUGCCCCAGGCUGGCUGCCCUCUCCAUCUGCCCCACCUCCUGUGCCCACAGCUCAACUUUGAUCUGCCGCUACACACGCACACACACACACACACACACACACAGGCUCGUACUGUAACGUGUGAACUGUGCAUAAGCGUUUGCGUGUACAUGUUUAUGCCAUCAAAGACGUGUUGCUUUUCUCAGUGUCGGUGUGUGUUGCAGUAGUUUGUCCCCUCCAGCUGUAGAUUGAUGUGUAGAUUCAGUCGUGUGUUUGUGUGUGUGUGUGUGUGUGUGUGUGUGGCAGAAGUGCCAGCUGUUAGUCAGUGUGCUGGUGGAAAGUGCCGUCAGCGAGAUGAGCAGCAAGUCGUUGUGUGACAAGAUGAGGCUCUGAGGGGACUUAGGCCUGAGAUGUCAGGGAUGAGGGUGUCUGUGUGUGUGUGUGUGUGCUAUUUCAGAUCCUUCUUCCCAUCAUGCAUCUCUGCGUUUGCUCUCACCGCGGUCCCCUCGUUCGUCAGUGAGCGAGGUUGCGACCCUGUCUGAAGGGAACGGUCUCCUGGGCUUCUCGUUGAGCAUCUGUUGAAAGAUCACAGCUCAUGCUACAUUUGAGGAGGUCUCCUCUCAUCCCACUGAUCCCUCCACCCUUUUCAUCUUCUCCUUCCCUUUUACCCCCCAUUUUUUUCUUCUUUUUUUUGUGUCCGUCCUCCCGUUUUGUCUCCCUGUCUGUCUUUAUCACUCUGAAACCCCCUUAGCAGCGACUCCGGCUCUCUCUCUCUGCCAUUUUGUCAUCCUCGUGCCCCGGCCUGUCUGCUCGCCGUCACCUCUCCCGCUCGCUGGCUCCCUCCUCACCCAUCCAUCUCCAUGCUUAAAUAUCAACAGGCUUGGAUCUGUCACUCCAGAGGGCCAUUGAUUUUGCUUUGUUGUGUUGAGGAAUCCACUUGAAAGACAAUAACAGACUGUCCCCCCCCCCAGAGCGGCGUCGCAGACUGAUUAUAGCUUCCUCAACAAACACACGCGGUGGUUCUUGAAGGAUGUCUUUUUAUAAUGCCUGAAGGGACCGUGUGAAUACGUGAUAUGUAUGCGUCUCCUACUGUAUGUAGUUAUUUUACAGCAAAUUGUUGUGACUAUUGUGUGGUACUGCAUCCAAAUGCUGUUUAUUUUUGGGUCAUUUAUUAUUUGGUUUGCAACUAAAACCAAAGUGUUUUUUCUUCUUGUUUUAUUUGUUUGUUGAGUAAAAAUAACACAAAGAAUGUAAGAGAUUGACAGCUGCAAAGGGUUAAAAAAAAAAAACAACAACAACAA
Solea senegalensis (Senegalese sole) is the source of this 6380-nucleotide messenger RNA. RefSeq names its product multiple C2 domains, transmembrane 1a (gene mctp1a). Gene Ontology annotation, cellular component: synaptic vesicle membrane. Gene Ontology annotation, molecular function: calcium ion binding. The coding region runs from base 372 to 3137 and encodes 921 amino acids. The record is from RefSeq and is a predicted model, not a curated record. Gene Ontology annotation, biological process: regulation of neurotransmitter secretion. The transcript has 22 exons. Lineage: Eukaryota; Metazoa; Chordata; Actinopteri; Pleuronectiformes; Soleidae.